UCUUCACCAGGCAGGGCCCCUUGUUUUUUACUUAUUAUUGAAUAUCCCAACUUAUGAUGAUGAUGAUGAUGAUUGAUGUGCUGAUUUCUCCUUCUUUCUUCUCUGCCAAUCUGAUUGCAUCUAGUUUCGUGACCUGGUUUUGAGUUUUUGUGCCCACAGAAUCUGGAUUUUGGCUGUUUUGAUUUCAAUUUGUUUCCUGCUGAUUUGAUUUUGAUAUCUUCUAGGAAUUAAAACCUGAAAUCUUUUGCAUCUGAUUUCCAGAAACUACACACUAGGGGCCAUGGAUCAAUACUUUCAACAACCAGAGUAUGGUGGUACUUCAAUUGAGAAGUGCAUAUCAAAUUACCCAGAUGAAAAUGAAGGAAAUAAUUGUUCAUCUGGUGGAUUUGAAUGCAACAUCUGUUUAGAUCCUGUACAUGAUCCAGUGGUGACAUUAUGCGGUCACCUCUACUGCUGGCCAUGUAUCUACAAAUGGAUCCAUUUCAAAACAUCCAAUUCAGAAGUAGAAGAAGAAGAAGAAGAAAAGGAGAAAAUGAAACCACAAUGCCCAGUAUGCAAAACCAACAUUUCAGAAAGAAAACUUAUCCCUCUUUAUGCCAAAGGCCAAACUUGUUCUAAACCCUCAUCAUCCUCCUCCAAUGACAAAAUCAUAAUCCCUAGAAGACCUUCAAGUCCUCCCUCUUCAUCCUCCUGUGUAUCUCCAAACUGUCAGCAACAACAAUUUCAUCACCACCAAACAUUGUUACAGCCUGCGGCGGCGUUGGCUGGCCGAAUGGUUUAUGAGAGGAUAUUUGGGAAUUUGUAUAAUGGAGAGUACUCUUAUAGGCUAGCAGGAAGCAGUAGUCCUAGAAUGAGAAGGCACUUGGUGGAAACAGACAGAUCAUUGGGAAGAUUAUGUUUCUUUCUCUUCUGUUGUUUAAUGUUCUGUCUCCUGCUCUUCUGAGCCCUCCAUUGCUCUUAGGUUAGUACUUAGUACAAUACAAAAACUUUUUAUAUGUAAAAGUUAUGAUCUGGGCUAUAGACCAUUGGUUACUACAAGGUUGAAUUGGGUUCUUUU
This is a messenger RNA of Impatiens glandulifera, 1057 nucleotides long. Its product is annotated as E3 ubiquitin-protein ligase RMA1H1-like. Bases 281 to 943 code for a protein of 220 amino acids. Gene Ontology annotation, molecular function: metal ion binding; ubiquitin-like protein conjugating enzyme binding; ubiquitin protein ligase activity. Gene Ontology annotation, biological process: ubiquitin-dependent protein catabolic process. NCBI's taxonomy places the organism in Eukaryota, Viridiplantae, Streptophyta, Magnoliopsida, Ericales, Balsaminaceae. The record is from RefSeq and is a predicted model, not a curated record. The transcript has a single exon. Gene Ontology annotation, cellular component: endoplasmic reticulum.